AUGCCGCCUGUAGAUGAGUGGGUCCAUGCGACCAGCCACGAGAACUUCACCCAAAUUCGGGCAGAUGGCCACCUCAAAGGUAAUCACUGUGAAGACGAAUUCUUCGACGGCGCGCUUUGCAGAGAUGGGGCCCCUCGUGGAACAUGGUUUAAUGCCAACAACUAUCGUGGAGGCACCAUUACGAUGACUCCUUACCCUGAGAAGGUGAACCAUCCCACAGCGAAGGCAUUGGCUUUCCCGGUCUCGUUCUUGCUCGGCGAGGCUGAGUACUAUCACCUUUUCAAAAUCAGCGAGCAACCUCGGGGAUACCUCCAGGUGAAGUAUGCGAUCGUGAAUGAGAGAGAUCCCUUUUUCGAUUGGUUUGCCGAGAACGUAGACCCGGUUGUGGGCAACUCGGACGCGUAUGUAGCUCUCGAGUGGGACGAGGACCAAGGCUACAUGUGGAGCGCAACAGACGCAGCCGAACGGGUUUUGGUCAGUGUCUUCCUCGUGAAUCAUCACGACGACAGCCCGACUGUCUCAGUCGAAGGAGUCCGUCCGUAUGACAUCAGGAAGAUACCGGCCAAGCAAGUCAGCAGUCCGGGCAAGCUCAAGAGGCCUUAG
This is a messenger RNA of Symbiodinium sp. CCMP2592, 603 nucleotides long. The record is from the annotation of a GenBank genome assembly. NCBI's taxonomy places the organism in Eukaryota, Dinophyceae, Suessiales, Symbiodiniaceae.